Messenger RNA from Daldinia childiae, 1560 nucleotides. RefSeq names its product Glycylpeptide N-tetradecanoyltransferase. Gene Ontology annotation, cellular component: cytoplasm. Lineage: Eukaryota; Fungi; Ascomycota; Sordariomycetes; Xylariales; Hypoxylaceae. Gene Ontology annotation, biological process: N-terminal peptidyl-glycine N-myristoylation. The coding region runs from base 1 to 1560 and encodes 519 amino acids. Gene Ontology annotation, molecular function: glycylpeptide N-tetradecanoyltransferase activity. The transcript has 3 exons. The record is from RefSeq and is a predicted model, not a curated record.
AUGUCCGAAGAAUCAAAACCCGUCAAGGGUAAGGGAAAAGAAAAAGAGAAGGAAAAGGAAAAGGAAAGGGCUGCUAAGAAGAUUCAUAAAGCUAUUGAUGGACUCUCUAAGGACCAAGUAACCCAACUUCUCGACCUCAAUCCUGCCCUCGCGAACGAACUUGGCAGUAGUAGUAGCAAUGAUGAUGUUAAUUCCGCCACCGACGCUCUUAAGCGCCUUAAUCUCCAGGAUAUUAUGACGGGGUUGGCUUCCAGUGGGAAAAAUGUCAAGGAUAUGGGCGCCUACAAGUUCUGGGCCACCCAACCUGUCCCCAGAUUUGGAGAAGAUAACCCCGAUCAGCCUAUCGAAGAAGGUCCUAUCAGACUCCAGACAGUCGAAGAGAUUCCCAAGACACCUGCACCUCUACUCGACGGCUUCGAAUGGUCCACCUUAGACUUACUUGACGAUAGCCAGCUGAAGGAGGUAUGGGAACUACUAAAUGGUCAUUACGUUGAAGAUGAUGAAGCUAUGUUCCGCUUCAAUUAUUCCGCUAGUAUCCUUAAAUGGGCGAUGAUGCCACCCGGAUGGAAAAAAGAAUGGCACCGAGGAGUUCGGGCCUCACAUUCCAAGAAGUUAGUUGCAUUCAUCGCUGCUAUUCCCGUCGAGCUGCGCGUUAGAGACAAGGUAUUACAUGCCUCUGAGGUCAACUUCCUUUGUAUACAUAAAAAACUUCGCUCCAAGCGUCUUGCUCCGGUACUUAUUAAAGAGAUAACGCGCCUGUGCAACUUGGAAGGUGUCUUCCAGGCCAUUUAUACCGGAGGUAUCGUGCUCCCAAAGCCUGUGAGCACCUGUCGAUAUUACCACCGAGCUAUUAAUUGGCAGAAACUAUACGAAGUCGGAUUCAGCCCCUUACCACCAAACAGCAAGCCCCAGUUCCAGAUCAGGAAAUACGCCGUGCCGGAACGAACUUCAAUCAGGGGACUAAGAGAGAUGCAAAAGAAAGACGUUGGUGCUGUUCAAGAUCUUCUCACUCGGUACUUGGCCAAGUAUGAGUUGGCCGCCGAGUUUGACAAGCAGGAAGUCGAACAUUGGCUACUGCACAACAAAAAAAAUGCCCUAGAAGAGCAAGUCGUCUGGACUUACGUUGUCGAGGAUGAACAUAAGAAAAUUACUGACUUUGUCUCGUUUUAUUGUCUCGAAUCCUCGGUUAUCGGACCCUCUAAACACUCAAACGUGAAAGCAGCUUACCUCUUCUACUAUGCUACCGAAACAGGACUCACCACUCCUGUCGAUAAGGAGGCCUUGAAACCCCGUCUUAAUGCUCUUGUUUCAGACUCUUUAGUGUUCUGCAAGCAGUAUCAAUUUGACGUCUACAACGCCCUCUCGCUCAUGGAUAACGGCUUGUUCCUAGAAGAACAGAAAUUCGGUCCUGGAGAUGGUCAGCUCCACUAUUAUCUUUUUAAUUACCGAGCGAAUCCGAUAGCUGGUGGAGUUGAUAAAAGAAACCGCUUAGACACCGAGGCACUAAGUGGCAUUGGGUUCGUCAAACACUCCAAGAUCGUCAGAGGUAUUAGUCGCUAA